AUGGAGAACCGCUUCUCUCGCGCUUCCUCUCAACGGUCGGCUACUGCCAGUGACCUCGACGAUGCUCUCUAUCCUGUCUACACCCAGUAUCGACCAGGUCAAUCACUAGGAAUAUCAACAUCUGGUCGUCGUCCAGCUCCUUCACCAUCACGCGAUUACCAACAGGCCCGUCCAAGUAGCCCCGAAGAUGUGUUCGCCGACCCAGCCGACUCGCCUCCCCCCUCGCCAAGCGGGUCUGCAUUCUACUCGAGUUCCAUUGUUACACCAACUCCCUCGGUUCGCCGUCCGUCCUUGUCGUUAUCGUCACGACGUUCCCCGAGUCCGUUGCCAGGUGGUGGUGGUACCGGGUAUUACCAACACCACAGAAUAUCACAGUCGUUGACACCUUCCGUUAGAUCUUCGUCUUCGUCAACAUAUGGACAUGGAGCCCCUCUUAAUAGAUCUAACACUACAGGAACUACUGGAACUGGUUACUCGACACUAUCAUCGAUACCUUCUAACCUAUCUGACUCGACGGCCGCAGGAGUAGCACCGCGAUGGAAUUAUGGGGGACAUCAACAGAAUAUAUACCCAGAGUCGAUAAAUACUCAGGGGUCCGUUGUGCCUGAGGAGGAAGAUGGCGGGAUGGAUGAUCCUUUUGCGGACGAUUUUGGGAUACCUGUGAAUGAUGGGUUUGCGCCACACAGGCCGCCGCCGGCGGUGGUGUUCCCCUCUGGUGCUAGUAGUUUGAGGAACGUGGAGCCGCCGCCGUAUACAAAGUAUCCCGACCAGCCAAAGCCGGAGGUUGUGGGGGUGCCACUGAGGCUACAGGUGUCGAAUGGGGAUUCGGGGAUUGAUGUGGGUCGGGACGAGGAGGAUGAGGAGGAACGGAGGAGGAGAGCAGGGGCAUUGGCCGCAACUGGGGCGGUUGGAUUGUUGGCUGCAAAUAGGGAUCAGGGAGGAGAUGGAGGAGAGCCGGAUGAUGGAGGUGGAGGGCAUCUCAAGGAGUGGGAUGAAAAGAGGUGGAUGGGAUUCAGGACAAAGACAGUCCUGAUGGGAGUAGCGAUUGCGAUCGUGAUACUCCUAGCUGUAGGGUUGGGAGUUGGCUUGGGUGUAGGGUUACACCACGCACAAGCUCCAACAGCAACAGCAACCGUUUACCCAGAGCCUACGACUGAGGUUCCACCAACCUCUGAGGAGACUGGCCCACCGCUAUCAAGUCCUAAUGACACCUUUCCCGUAAUCCCCACCGGCACCGCUCUGAUCGACCCUAUUCUCCUCUCCGAAAAAUCCACUUCUUGUGAUAUUUCAGCCCAAGAUGCAUCCUCGCCUGGCUGGUUUGGCAUGGGUGCUAGUCUCCUCUGGUCCUGUGCCUACGAUCAAGAUGACACCAACGAAGCUCUAACGUGGCGUUUUGAGCGGGGUCCAGUCAACCUUACCAACAUGGAGCUCUUUCCCAGUGAACCCGAUUUUCUCCGCGGCGCAGAAUAUGGCGAGGGAGCCUGGGGAGGCUACGUGGUUAGUUCUGCAGAGGGAAUUACAAAGUGGGAGAUUGGCGACGAUAUGAUGGAAGUUACUGUUAAUGGGGACGUAGUGGAGUACUCGGGUAAGCCGUCGUGGAGGGAUGGAACACAAAAUCAAGUGUUUUGGAAGAUCCCAUUUGCGUUUUAUAAUACGACGGAGGCUAGUCAUAAUAAGGGCAGGAAAAAACAGCUUGCAGGGAGGAGUCCUACCGCACAUGAGUUGGGUACAAGGUCUACUGGAAAUAGGUUGUGGGGCAGAGGAGAUCACCCAUUAGACGACAGCUACAAAUUUGGGAUCCUGUUCAAUAAGACAGUGAUCAUCAAGCAGUCAACCAUUGACGAGAAUAUCGCCCGAGACGACAACAUCAUCAAAUCUGGAAAUGGUACCGCCCUAUACCCGGGUGAAAUAGUAUGGAAAUGUGUAUGGGAAAAGACCCUCCUCGAAGUUGAAGUGAUGCCCGAUGUUCCCUCUACAGCGGUCACAAAGGAGAAGGAAACACAUGACGAUAAAGACGAAAACGAUAAUGGAUAUGAUAGUGAUGACGACGAUCAUACCACAUGCUCCACGUCAACCACAGCAACCCCAACAAUGUCUGCAAACACAUCAUUCACCAAAACCAAUGAACAGCACCCACCCCCAACCGGAUGCAAUUUCGAACCCGAUUGCCCCCACUUUGACGACGGCGAAGACCACAGCUUCCCCAGCUUCCCCAGCAUCCCCCCACCACCGCCCCCAAGCCAUCAGCACAACACGGACGACUUCUUUGGCCUUAAACCCCCAAAACCCACCGAAACCCCCACCACCAACGGUAAUCUCACCCGUAAACUCCGCCUGAAACGCCACGUCGAACGCUCAACACCCACCUCGUACCCGCUGAAAGUCAACAUCAAGGAGUCUCGCCCCAGCAGCUCGCGACUCCGACGACUGUUGGGAAUGGAUUUGACAGAUCCGGACCCGAAUGGGCGUGCAAACCUUGGUGAGGACACAGGGGAAGGAUAUGUGAUACUCGACGAGAAGCCGAAUUCAAAAGGAAGGCUCCGGGAGAGGGACGAUAGCACCUGCUAUUGUAAGUGGGAUUCGUGA
Molecule: messenger RNA, 2586 nt
Organism: Morchella sextelata
Lineage: Eukaryota; Fungi; Ascomycota; Pezizomycetes; Pezizales; Morchellaceae
Exons: 3
Coding region: 1-2586 (861 amino acids)
Source: RefSeq, a predicted model, not a curated record